GAUUGGAAGGAGGCGGAUGAUGAUUUGCAUGAUCCCAAUACGCCUGAUCCGAAACCCGGGUUCAAGGAUGCGGUUUCGAGGGAGGGAGCGGCAAAGCUGGGAUCGUUGUUGGUGAUGGUUUUGGGUGCGUUGGUAUUGUUCAUUGUUUGGCCUGCUCUCGUGUUCACGGGUCACAGCUCGCCUCACAAGAAGACAUCUACGACCGAAUCCCUGACAUCGCAUACAUUCGGUACCCUUGGCGCCAUUCGGACGAGCUUGAUCGACCCUGACACGCCGGAGCAGUAUUACACGAAAACGGCACCGCAUGAUGGACGUACGCUCAAGUUGGUCUUCAGUGAUGAGUUUAAUCAGGAUGGAAGGUCGUUUUAUCCGGGUGAUGAUCAGUUCUGGGAGGCUGUUGAUAUUCAUUAUGCUGCGACAAAUGAUUUGGAGUGGUAUGAUCCUGACCAGGUCACGACCGCCAAUGGCACUCUACGUCUUCGUAUCGAUGCGAUUGAGUCACAUAACCUCGACUACCGCUCCGGUAUGCUUCAGUCUUGGAAUAAGCUCUGCUACAAAGGAGGCUUGAUCGAAGUCUCGGCAUCGCUACCUGGAAAAACCUCCAAACCAGGUUUCUGGCCGGGUAUUUGGACGAUGGGAAAUAUUGGUCGACCAGGGUAUCUGGCGACGACGGAGGGUGUAUGGCCGUACAGUUACGAUUCUUGCGAUGCUGGUAUCACGCCGAAUCAGUCUGAUCCCGGAGGUCUCUCAUACUUGCCUGGACAGAGGUUAAACAAGUGUACUUGUUCGGGUGAGGAUCAUCCUAACCAGGGUGUUGGACGUGGUGCCCCGGAAAUUGAUGCACUUGAAGGUGCUGCGGAUGGUUCCUCUGGUCUUGGUCAGGCUACGCAGUCCGGACAGUUCGCGCCGUACGAUAUUUUCUACGUCCCGAAUACGGAUUACAUGUGUAUCUACAACACCUCGGUUUCUUCUUGGAACGGGUGGCGUGGUGGACCUUUUCAGCAGGCUUUGUCCGGUGUGACGAAUUUGAAUAAUGAUUGGUAUGGAGGGAAGAAGUACCAGACGUAUGGAUUUGAGUAUAAGCCGGGUAGUACGGAGGGGUAUAUCGACUUCACCGUCGGUGACUCAAAGACGUGGUCAAUGGUCGGCUCCGCUGUCGGCCCGAACGGAAACAUCGGACAACGCCUCGUCUCCGAGGAACCCAUGUCCAUCAUCAUGAACCUCGGUCUCUCCACCUCUUGGACCUACAUCGACUGGCCGGCCCUCGAGUUCCCUAGUACCAUGUACAUCGACUACGUGAGAAUUUACCAGGAUGAAGACGACGACACGAUGAGUUUGACGUGUGACCCACCUGGGUUCCCGACGACGCAGUAUAUUGAGGAUCAUCGGAAUGCGUAUGAUAAUGCGAAUUUGACGAGUUGGGAGGAUGCUGGGUAUUCGUUCCCGCAGAAUACGUUGAUGAAUGGGUGU
Saitoella complicata NRRL Y-17804 is the source of this 1470-nucleotide messenger RNA. Its product is annotated as beta-glucan synthesis-associated. NCBI's taxonomy places the organism in Eukaryota, Fungi, Ascomycota, Saitoellomycetes, Saitoellales, Saitoellaceae. Gene Ontology annotation, cellular component: plasma membrane; endoplasmic reticulum membrane. The record is from RefSeq and is a predicted model, not a curated record. Gene Ontology annotation, biological process: fungal-type cell wall organization; (1->6)-beta-D-glucan biosynthetic process. Gene Ontology annotation, molecular function: glucosidase activity. The annotation marks the transcript as partial. The transcript has a single exon.